AUGGUGUUCACUACUUCUCCUACAGUGCAGUCCCUGCCCUUCCCUCCGGAUAGUAUUCCUAUCAGUGACCUGAUAUUCGACGAUAAAUAUGGACGGUGUCUCGUGGAGAAUUACUCAUUCAAGGAGUAUGAGCAGCGAGUCGAUCUUCUAUCCCGCGGCUUGUCAAAGGAUAUCGGCUGGCAGCCGAAUCAAGGUACUGAGCUACACAAAGUCAUUGCAAUUUUUAGCGUCAACACGAUUGACUUUGUUGCAGUGACUCUGGCUACGCAGCGUCUUGGAAGAGCUAGUCUUCUGAUCCAUCCGACGAGUACGGCGACUGAGUUAGAAAGCCAUCUUAAAGCCAGUGGCUGUAAGGUUAUCUUCACUUGUGCUCCACUGUUACCGACUUGCCUAGAGGCUUCUAAGAAGCUAGAUGUGCCUCUGUCCAGCAUUUAUCUGCUAGAACUUCCUGUCCCAGCGGCGGUACCCAACGUGGAUCACUUCAAAACAGUCAAUCAGCUCAUAAAAUUCGGAUCUGACCAACCAAUGCGGGAAAGAGCAACAUGGACGGAACACCAAGGGAAGUCUCGAUUAGCCUUCCUAUGUUCUUCUAGCGGCACAUCGGGAUUCCAAAAACUGGUGAAAGUCUCUCACUACAAUGUCGUUUCCAAUAUUCUCCAAACCGCAACGUUUGAACUUGGCGCAGCCAACCGGGACAAAUCUUUGGGUCUUCUACCUUUUAGCCAUAGCUUUGCACUAGUUACUGCCCUUAUCCAAGUAUAUCGGGGAGAUACUAUUGUUAUCCUCCCUAAGUUUGAUAUGCAGCAGAUGUUGGCAGCCACAAAGCAAUAUCAGCUGAAUCGACUGUAUCUGGUUCCUCCGAUCUUAGUUGGAUUGUUGAAAUAUUCGACCCGACUCGGCGUCAAAGAGCUGUCAGCUCUUAAAUCUCACCUCGAGUCCGUGAAGUCGGUUGUCAUUGGGGCCGCCCCCUUUGACGUCGCCACCGCAAAGCAGCUUUCCGUCAUCUUCCCCGAUUGGGAAAUAUUGCAAGGCUAUGGCCUCACAGAAGCAUCUGUUGUAGUAUCAUAUACCAGAUCCGGUAAUGUCUAUCUAGGCUCCUCGGGUAUGCUUCUUCCUCUCGUUCAGGCCCGUCUGAUAGAGAAGACUGGAACGGAGGUCACAGCAUACGGAACUCCAGGGGAGCUUGUUAUUCAAUCCCCUAGCAUUGUCCUUGGUUAA
Molecule: messenger RNA, 1218 nt
Organism: Aspergillus nomiae NRRL 13137
Lineage: Eukaryota; Fungi; Ascomycota; Eurotiomycetes; Eurotiales; Aspergillaceae
Exons: 6
Coding region: 1-1218 (405 amino acids)
Molecular function (GO): CoA-ligase activity
Source: RefSeq, a predicted model, not a curated record